AAAUUGAAAGGAAUGAAGCAUGAGAAAAUGUGACUUCAUUUGUAUUUGUGUGUGUUCUUGUGAUCAGUGUUGUUUAUUUGUUAGUGAUUUUGUUCCAAAUUUUAAAUUGUCUGUCUCAAUGUACUAAGAGCUGUUUAUGUGAAAAAAAUGUCGGUAUUCUUCAACAAAGACCUGAUUGCCAGCAUCAAUCGGUUAAUUGGCAUACAAAAUGAUCCUGAUGUAGUGUGUGAAAGAUGCUCUACAACUACCGACGGAGAAUGCAUGUGUGCCUCACCGUAUCCAUAUAGGCGUUUGGAUGCUGAAAAGAAUGAAAGAGCCGUUAAAAUCACUUUCCACAAACAAAGGGAUUCUGACGAAGGUAAAGUUACCAUGGAAGUGGAGAGAAAUAUGUGCGUGUUGGAUUUGUGUAAGAUAGUGGCAAUAAAAAUGGAAUACCAAACCACUGCAUUUUGGUCAUUGGUAGAAUACUGGGUAGACAAAAACGCCGAGCGCGUACUUGAAGAACACGAAAUAAUGGUGGAAGUUUAUAAUGACAUGAUGAAAUUCAAAAGAAGAGCCACUGUGCGAUAUGUGUUACGACAAGACAUAUCAAAAUUUGAUUUUUUGAGUGAGCCCACUAGAAUACGUAGUGAGGGAAGCAUAAUUUGUGAAGGUUUACAAUAUACCAAUACUGGCCAUGUAAUAUGCUACAUUGAGAAUUCAGUCGAUGAUGGUCGCUGUCCAGUGUUCUUUUCAAGAGCCCUAAUGAGGAGAGGUAAGGAUUGGGAACAAGUUUAUCUCCUCCUUAAAGAUAGAAGAUUGUAUUAUUCCGCUGUAACUGAGGGACAGAAGAGAAUGAUGGAAUUAGGGGAUUUAUCUAUCAGGAAACAUUUUUAUUCCAUGGAUAAGGUUGAUAUACAAGAUAUCAGGGGGUUGGUUCUAGUCGGCGAAGCUACCGAACUCCAAGUGUAUCGCGUAACGAGAGAGGGUGGUUCCGCUUAUGAAACAAACGCGUUUUUGCUAAGACCCACUGCUACACCAGCACCACGAACUAGCCAAGACGCGGAACCCGUGGUGAACGUACCGGUGCUCCCAAAGUCGGUAAUCCGUUUUACCAGUUUAUCAUCAAAUUUUGCGACGACUUGGAUAGCACUCAUGAGGCUGGCUAAGUAUGGAAAGCAACUUCGAGAGAACUACCGAGCGUUCAAGAACAAGAACGAUGCCUCCUCUAGGGAAUUCAGCAGGGCCAAUGUCCCAAAUCGGCCACAGAGUCCACUUUUCAGGAGAAUGGGCUGUAGAGAGCAUCUAGGAGAGAGAGCUAAUUUUAGAAGAAGUAAUCAUGACCACUUGGCCCUACUCGACUUUUCUGGAAGAAGUUAUGGUGCCAGUUCUAGGCUCUCGGAAAUGGACCCGAGAAGAAAUUCAACCGUUUUUUUCAGAUACAUGACUAAUACAGACCAGAAAGAAGCAGCAAAGAGUAAAGAAGGAACUAUUAGUAGGUUAACUAGUUCUAUCAGAAGAAAAUUACACAUUGGAAGUCAACAGCCAACGACUUUGCCAUCGGCACUUCCUGCAACUGAUGAACCUCAACCAUCUACUUCACGUGAUAUCCAAGCAGCAGAUCCUGUUCAAACUGCCGAAAAAGGGAAAAUGUUUGGUGCUAUCAGGAAGAUAUUCUCUCCUAAACCAAAGAAAAGUGGUAAAAGAAGAAAAUCAGACGAACGACGGAUUCUCCCAAGAGUUGCAAGGCGAGGACCUAACGACGCAAUAGAGUAUAUAGAAUACGUAUCAGAUGAAAGAUCUUCACAAGAAUAUGACACUGCUGUUGUGUCCCCGAAUCCAGAAGUCCAAGAAGUUGCUUCAGGUGUUGAGUUUGGAGCUACAUGUAUAGGUUUUCAUUCAGUGAGUGCAACCAUCACAAAUGAUGGAACUUCAAGCACAAGUGGAAAUGAAACACAACCUCCAAUUCUUGAACGAGAAUCUAUACGAAGCAGGGUAGCAAUGGAUUUCACAGGGAAACAGGGUAGAAUAGUUGAAGAUCCAGUAGAAGCCAAUGAAAUUGCUCUAGCAGAAGGAUAUAUGUGGAAAAGGCGCCAUAAAGUACCGGCAAGACGACCAUUAAAUCCAAAAUUGAAUGAAAACCACGUAGAUGUAGGAAUUCACACCAUGCAGCCUUGGUUUCAUAGCAACCUCACGAGAGAUCAGGCAUCUUCGUUAGUUACCAGAUAUGGAGAAGGAGAUGGGGUGUUCAUAGUGAGACCCAGCCGGACAAGUGAAGGAACAUACGUCCUAACCUACAAAUGUCAAGGAAAAUUAGCUCACCAACAAAUAGUGCCGAUAAUCGACAAGGAGAGAAAUAUAACAGUUUUCACAUUGGACAACGGCUUAACGAAGUUCUACGAUAUUCUGCAGUUAGUGGAAUUCUACACGGUGAACCUCGGACCGUUGAUGUGUCGAUUAACGCAUUACAUCACUGAGAAUGCCAAUAUACAAAACCCAAACGUCCCUUCUCCCUCAAAUGCACCGAAAUAUGUAAAUGUUGCUGUGAAUACCGAUAUAUCUAUACACAGCACUGAACAAACGAACCUCUUGGAGUCUCCUUCAGGGUCGUCGAAAACUACCUCUUCUCACUCACUGAGUUCACGCUGAGAUGAGAUAAUGUAUUGUUUAUGUUCAUGAUGGACAAUUGGGAAGAGUUCUCAUAUAUUUCGCUUCAUUACUUCUUUACAACAAUGCUUCACGUGUGUUUCAUUAGAGAAAUGAAUUUACUGGCAGGGUAAACUAACUCAUUCUCACAUUUAAAAUGCUCGAUUUGCAUAAACUAUGAUGUGAUGGUAUUGAUACUAAAACAAUGAACAAUGACUAAGAUCCUCAAAAGCUCAACAUUUUUCCUAUUCCGGCAUUGACAAUUCGAUCUUAAAUUAAAUCUUGAGCGAUUUAUUUGAAAUACUACAAGUUACCGCCUAUUCGAAUGACAAUUGCUUACUGUUAUUUUUUCUUUGAACAUACCAAAUGAAUCUAAACUAAUCCAUCAGGAAUGAUAUAACGCAUUAGCUAUAGAAUUUAGUAAAUCAUUAUUUUUGUCAAUCCAAUCUGAAAAUUUUCAAUGGAAUCAGACAGACCAAAAACAUAACAUUAUAUUUAUUUAUGAAGAAUCAAUAUCCAUACUUUUCGAAUUAUUUUCACUCAAUGUAUAAUUCGUAAUUAUUCUGAAUUAUCUGUUGUUUUUCAAUAAAAGUUUAUAUUUCUUCAAUAUUCAAUGUGAUUCAGGAAUAGGAUCGAAACCUGAUGAAAAUAAAAUAGAGGUGUAUAGAGGUAUAUUGUGUACGAAAAUUAGAGUGAAAAAAAGGUGAUAGGUAAUUCAACACGUCGCUCAAUAAGUUUCAGUCCUAACAAAUAAAACGACAAAUUUAGGAAAUUCAACAAGAUACACUUGUUCAAUAGUAUAUUCAAAUCAGCACCCCUCUAAUGUUUCUAUUCUUUAUCUUGUGGAAGGAUUCAACCCUGGAAAAUACUUAUGUAUUUCAGAGAGGCCUCUUUCCCUGUAUCAUUUUUUCAAGGUCUGCACCAAUUUACUCAGUACUAGACCUCAAAUCUUAAUUCAACAAAGUUAGUCUAUUAAAAUCACUGUAACUUUUGAAUCAAACGUUCGAUUGACAUGUUCAGCAAGUGUCGUUUGGAGGAUAGGCGUUCUCAAAAAUCUUCGAUUUAUCCGCCAGCCAGUAAUCAGGCCCAGGACUUAUUGAGUGAUGACAAAAAAAAAAUUGAAACAUUUCUAAAAUUUGUUGAUGAAUAUGGUUCUAAUAUAAUUAUUCAUACUAUCCAAAACGCCUUUGAAAAGUAUCAAUAAGCGUUCUUUUGUUUAAAAUAGGAAAAAAUUACGUCCACAAUUAAAAGUAACCGGAAAUGUCACAAUGAUUGUAAGGUGUGCUAUGCAAAUGUCACUGAAAAACCAGGAGCAUGACUUCAAAUCAAUUUGACGGCACAUGGUUGAUUUGAAUCUUUGCUAAUAAGGAUGCAAUUUUUAACACAUAAGCACAAAUGAACAUCAUUGAAAUUACUCUGUUUAUACAAGGUGUUUCCAAGUUUGCGAAUAAUAUUUUGAAAAAAGUGAAUUGUCUACAAAAAUCAAUUCUUGCAUGUAAUUAAUAUAUUUUUCAUUAUGAUGCUAUUUCCUGUUAUAGUUUAUCCAAAAUCACUUGGAGGAAGCUGAAAAUUUCUAUUAUACUAGGGUUGUCCAAGUUUCCAGAAAUUCCUUUGGGACUAGUGAAUUUAUUACCUAACAAUACUUUCAAAUGAACCCCGUAUUUAGCAGAUCGCGGUAUGCACUUUAAAGUUAUAUCAAUACUUUAUUACUUCAUUAAUUAUAAUACAGUGGCUAUGACCAAGCAUUUUUAUGGACUACUAGUUCAAGUGACUUUGGAUAUACUAUACCAUCUUCUGAAUUGAAUUCGGUUUUUGAUAGGUAUCUUCAGUAAAAAAAAAUUAAAAAUCUAUACAGAAAAUGUUUCAGAACUGCAUUAUCUACAUGCGGACAUGACUAAUCAAACGGAAUGCCUUAUUUUUUUUUCAAGAAUGAGUUUGACGAAAUAAAUUCAUAUAUUGAUUUAGCGAUUGAAAAGAUCUCAAACAAUAAUUUGCUUUUCGCGUCAGAUCAUUGCUAUUGCAAUGAUCUGAUCAUUGCAAUAUCUUUAUUAUUAAUUGCAUUCUUCAAUAGAUUUGUUGACUAAAUCUUCUGUGAAAGGCUAGAUGACAGUAUUAAAGAAUCUAAGAACUAAUAUCUAUAGGCCAUUCGGGAAUUAUUGACAUCGAAGUAGGCCCUUCAAAGUCUAGCCGCAGUUUUACUGCUGGUUCCAAAAUAUCACUCAAAAUUUCUGUGGAUUUUUCAAAAAAUUACUGAAUGAGCCAUAACCUACUUCUUUCGAUUCUCCACAAACGCCCGGAAUGUCAAUAAUUCCUGAACGCACUAUCUAUGAUAACGAUCGUUCAUUAAAAUUCGUGGUCAACAGUGAUGUGGAGAAAUUAGAGUUGAUUAUCUGUGAUUACAACUAGCGCUCAGCUUGUACCAUAUUCAUCCCAGAUUCAAAGUAUGUAAACAAAUGUUAGUGAUAAUGAUAUAAGAUAAGCGCUACUCAUAGUCACAGAAAAUCUAACUUCUCCACAGCACUCUUGACCAUGAAUUUGAAUGAACGUUCGUUAUAACACUAUUUCGUGUCGCUUUGACGUUUUCUUUUUAUUGAUGCUGGCGUUCCGAUUGAUUUCUGUAUUACUCAAUUAUUGAUCGCCGUUUGGUUAAGUGACAGGGAAAUUCGAAUCAGAUAGAUAAAAGUGCCAUAAUUUACUUUAAAACUAGUGUUUAUUGCCGAAAUAAGGUUUUUUCAGGAAAUAGCGUUUUGAAAAUACUCCACAAAUUCGCCCUUCGAAUUAUUUCUUAUCAAUUUCUAAACAUCAUGUAUAGUAUCUAUGAUAUAUGGGAUCCCUAUGAAACUGGAAAAGUUUUCACUGAAAGUAUUUUAUAUAUGAGGCAUAUCUGAUAAUGAAAAUGAAAACCAAGUUUUGUGACUGAUAAACUGAGAUAGAGUGACCAAUAAAAUCAUCAACAAUAAUAAUACAAGAUGCGAGACAUAAUUUUAAGAUACGUUUAUGAGAAGAAGUCAGUAUUAAUCAAUAUUAAUUUUAACUGAAAAACAGGGUGUUGUAACUAGUUUAUUUUUCUCAAUUGAUAGAUACAAGGCUGUGGUUGCUUUUUGUGUUAGGAUUAAAUAUGUAUAUUUAAUCAUUUUAUAUUUGUUGAAUUAGUGUGUGUUGAUGUUUCAGGAUCGAUGUUGAAAUUAUUGAAAAUUGACAAUUUUGAUAAUGAUUAUUUUUUUUUCAAUCGGAACUUUAAGUUUUAGGUAAUAAGACAAAACCAAAAACUCUUAUAUAAUCACAAAGCAAUAUGUAACUGUUCUAACUACUACAUAAUUAUCAAUUACUCUUAUAUACUAAAGAUAGAUGUGAUACUUUUUCAAUCAAGACAAAUUAUAUCUGUAGGGGUACUGUCCGAACUCUUCUCAUUUUUUUCUUGAUUUUCAUUGAAUAAGAUUAUGAAUGUUCAAAAAUUUAAGAAAAAUGUAUCAUUUCAAAAAAGCGCUGAUAGCUGAAGCUAUAAAAUUUUAAAUGUGAUAUAAAUAUUAGUAUAAGUAAUUUUAGGUUAGAUAUUUCUUUCACUUCGAAUUCAAUUCAUAUUAAAUCAUUCUCAGCCAAAAAUAUAGUUUAUUGCUUCAACUGAUUCUAAAAAAGCCUGAAAUGAAAAAGUACCUGAAUCAUUCUAAAAACUUUGAAAGAUUUCUCAUGAUUUUUAUAUUUAAACUCACCAGAAUAUUCGAGAAAUCGUAACUCUUGUUUUUGAAAUAUGGUACCAAAUCAGCAUAGGCAAUAAACAAUAAAUUAUUGAUUUAUACGAGUGCUAUGUGUUCAUAUGGAGUAUAAAAAUUAAACAUCUCAGAAAACUAAUUUCAAGCAGACACCUUUAAUUAUUAUAUCGAAAUGCAUAAGAGAAAUCAAUGAGAAGAUUAAUUUUUAAUACUUUUUAAAAUCUACACAAUUAAUCGUACAAGCUUAAACCAUAAUUUUUCAUUUGCAAUUCUUCUAAUUAUAGAAAGGUAGCUCGUUUUGUGAUUGAUUAGUGUUUACUGUCUAAUUCAGAAUAACCUACCCUAAACUUAAUUGUCUUUCUUUUAACAUAAAUGUCUCCAUGAGCACAAUUCAUAAAUACCUACAAUGCUUGUAAAUGACUUCUCAAUAUGAUGAGUCAAUUUUUUAGAUUAGUGUAAUUAUACAUUAUUUUAUUCAAUUUAGAGACCAUUUUUAUAUUUUAUAACUAUUUACUGAUCGAAUACUUUGCACAAUCAAUACCCAAGAUCUUCUGUUUCUGAAAUAAAUAUCAAUAUGAAAA
Harmonia axyridis is the source of this 6916-nucleotide messenger RNA. Its product is annotated as growth factor receptor-bound protein 10-like. The transcript is spliced from 29 exons. The record is from RefSeq and is a predicted model, not a curated record. Bases 148 to 2628 code for a protein of 826 amino acids. Lineage: Eukaryota; Metazoa; Arthropoda; Insecta; Coleoptera; Coccinellidae.